AUGAGCGUCUACGCACCCUCCUGCUCUUCUCGCUGGCCGCAGCAGAAUCUUCGUUGUCCCUCCGCCUUCCGGGCCACAUCUCCAACCCUAGUCCUGUCGGACUUUUAUGUGAAGAGAAGCCGGUGCUUCUCUAGAAUCUUCGCUGCUAAGGAAGCAGAUAAGCCUGUGAAGAAGAAGUCAGGGAAGCGGAAAGGGCCAGAAAAGCCGUAUCUUGUUGGCGAUGAAGCCGCCUUCCACUUGAAGUCUCCGGCUGCUGGUCGACAAAGCAGACAUCCCUCUCCCGUCCCUAAGCCGCCUGCAGGAUUUGUGCUCGAUGAUUGUGGCAGGGUCCUUUUUACCUGCAACAAACGAAUAGCCACCAUAGUUGAUGCUACAAACGACCUGCCCCUAGAAUGUGUUAUUAGGAGAGUGUUCCAAAGUUCUCAUGGAGAUGAAUGCAUGCUGCUUUGCCCAGUUGAUACGCCAGUGCAAAUACUGAAGAGUACAAAUUUUAAUGGAUGGUCAGCUGUGAAUGAUGAUGAAGUUGAAGCUAUCAUUCCUUCAGCUGCAUAUGCGCUUGCCAAAAUCCAUAUGCAUCUUGUUGUUAGUGGGUUUUGCUAUACUGCGAGAGGAGGGUUUUUCUAUUCUGAGGAGGACAUAAUUGAAUUGCACACAGAUGAUGGUCAAGAGAUUGAUGGCUUGCCAACUGAAGGUUUAGAAAUAACAUGCUUUAACUUGGAUGGGAUGCAUUACAUGAUAUAUACUCCUUCAGACCCAUUACUUUUUGUUGCCAUCAAGGAUAAGAACGGUAUUUUGCAUAUUGCUGAGGAUGAUCUAUUGGAGGACCCUGCUAUUGUCCGUGCCAUAGAUGAAGAGACAGAAUUCAAUGCUUUAGUGGAAGAGGAAGCUGCGCUUCUUGAAUCUUUAAUGAGGGAUGGGUGACCAGGAAUGCUUGCUGCUUCUAAUAGUAAUAGAGUUUCUUCCAGACUUGGUGUAGUUGAACAUCAUUGUCGAUGUUAGUGUAAUUUAUUGUGCAAAAACGAGUAGUGCUGACUACGUAUCAUAUUUAUAUUCUCAAUUAUCUUAGCUGUGCACUUUCUGCAAUACAGAUUUAUCUUCAUGUUGUCUUC
Phalaenopsis equestris is the source of this 1109-nucleotide messenger RNA. RefSeq lists its product as uncharacterized. NCBI's taxonomy places the organism in Eukaryota, Viridiplantae, Streptophyta, Magnoliopsida, Asparagales, Orchidaceae. The record is from RefSeq and is a predicted model, not a curated record. The coding region runs from base 1 to 921 and encodes 306 amino acids. The transcript is spliced from 10 exons.